Molecule: messenger RNA, 306 nt
Organism: Adineta steineri
Lineage: Eukaryota; Metazoa; Rotifera; Eurotatoria; Adinetida; Adinetidae
Source: the annotation of a GenBank genome assembly
AUGUUUCGAGCAUUGUUUUUUAUAUUUUAUAUUCUUACAAUUUUGAUUAUAUCAUUAACAUAUGGAAAGAAUAGAACUAAUGAGAAUCAACAACAACAACAACAAAUAUCAUCAACAAGUAUUCAAAUAUGUGGUCCAGCUUUAGUUCGAAUGCUUGAUAUGAUAUGUAAUAGAGCUAGACAAUUAUUAAUGAAAAAACGACAAAUCAUUAUUGAUGAUGAUCCAUAUACACAAUUUAAUAAUACAUUGAUUGGUGAUUGUUGUCUUCAAGCAUGUACACUUAACAUAUUGUUAAAAUACUGUUAA